This is a messenger RNA of Sipha flava (yellow sugarcane aphid), 2655 nucleotides long. RefSeq lists its product as uncharacterized. The transcript is spliced from 3 exons. Bases 1 to 2655 code for a protein of 884 amino acids. Gene Ontology annotation, molecular function: nucleic acid binding; RNA-DNA hybrid ribonuclease activity. The record is from RefSeq and is a predicted model, not a curated record. NCBI's taxonomy places the organism in Eukaryota, Metazoa, Arthropoda, Insecta, Hemiptera, Aphididae.
AUGCCGAAACUCAGAGCUAUAGCCAAACGAACCAUUAUUGAUAGCAAAAAACUAGCUUGGCAGCACUUUACUAAAACAUUAACAACCUCUACUCCCCCAUCCGAAGUUUGGGGAAAAAUUAAAGCAAUGAAAAAUAUACCAGUACACAAAAACAUCAAAUUUUUACAAACUAAUACCCUAAACUUAACGGCAUCUAUAGACAUAGCAAAUGAACUUGGUCCGUUCUCACUCAUAGAUGAAGACCUAAGAGCAUUAAAUGAUGAAAUUACUAUUAGCGAAAUAAUGUUAAGCCUCAAUAAAUCCAAAAGCAAGAGUUGUGGUCCUGACAAUAUUCCUAUAGACUUUAUACGACACUUACCUACCCAAGGAAUUAACUUAAUAUUAAAAAUAUUCAACAAGCUCUAUCUGACCAACAAAUUCCCUAAACAAUGGAAAAAAGCAACAAUAAUCCCCAUCCUAAAAUCGUCAAAUAAUCAACAUACCACUGAAGGUUAUCGGCCUAUAUCGCUCCUAUGUGCAUUAAGUAAAUUAUUAGAAAGAAUAAUAAAUAACAGACUCAGUUGGUACCUGGAAAAAAAAAACCUACUUGAUGAAAAACAAUUUGGUUUCCGGAAACAAAGAAGUACCUACGAUUGUCUAACCAACAUUGAAACUGAAAUUCGCGACACAUUCGCUACAAAACAAAGUAUGAUACUUAUAUGUCUGGACAUAUGCAAAGCUUAUGAUACCGUAUGGCGGUACAAGGUGCUCACAACUUUAUACAACUGGGGGAUCCACGGCAACAUUCAUGCUUAUCUACAACAUUUCUUAUCAGAUAGAUCAUUCAUUGUAAAAGUUAACAACACGUUCUCUGAAAAAUUCACUCUAGUCAAUGGAGUGGUACAAGGCUCCCCCAUUAGUGUUACACUUUUCUUAAUUGCAAUCAACGAAGUCACCAAAAUAAUAAAACUGCUCACACAUAUCAACAUUUUUGCCGAUGACAUAAAUUUACACUGCAAAGGCAAAAAUAAUAAAUCCAUUUUAGAAAACAUCCAGCUUAGUGUAAAUAUCAUAAAUGAUUGGAGCAAAAAAAAUGGUUUCAGAUUUUCAUCAACUAAAUCCAAAUGCAUAGUUUUUUCUAAGAAAACAAAAAAAGCACUUAAACCAGAAAUAAAACUCAACAAUGUAGUUAUUCCCUUAGUCAAUAACAUCAAAAUCCUUGGAAUGACCUUCGAUAACAAACUGAACUGGAACAAGCACUUUUCAGUCUUAAAAACAAACACUUCCAAAACCACCAACAUAAUAAAAAUACUAGCGAAUAACAAAUGGGGUGCUCAAAGUAAAAUUCUUCACAAUGUUUACAAAACACUAAAUAGAUCUAAAAUAGAAUACGGUGCUAUCAUAUACGGCAGUGCAAAAUCAACAAGUCUAGAAAAACUCGAAACAAUUCAAAACAACAAUCUACGCCUAAUAACAGGUGCAUUUAAAAGCAGCCCGAUCAAAAGUCUUCUAUGCAUUACUGGGGAGAUAUCCCUAGAAAAAAGACGCAAAUUACUCGAAUUACAAUACGCAUUCAAAAUAGCCUCAUAUCUAAACAACCCGACAUAUAAUUCCUUAUUCAACAAAAGAUACAAUAAUGCAUAUUAUCUACAGACCAACAUAAACAAACCAAUUGGCAGACGGAUUGAAAACUUUUUUAAUGCCCAUAAUAUAAACCCAAAACAUAUAAUAAAAUCCGAAAUUCUGACUAAACCACCUUGGAGACCAAAUAAUUUUGAAAUUGAUUUUAGCUUUGCUGUAAACAACAAAGGAAACACCGCCCCCCAGUUAUUUAGAAAUCUUUUUAAAGAAAAAACACAAAACAGAGAUCAGGUAUUAGUUUUUACUGACGCAUCCAAAACUGAAAACAAUAUUGCAUUCGCAAUAAUAAUCAAUGGUUCAGAAUACAAAUUUAGAUUACCUACCCUAAACAGCAUUUUCACCGCAGAAGCCUUAACGAUCCAAAAAGUAAUCCAUAUAAUCAAGGAAAUGCCUAACAACACCUUUAACAUACUAACUGACUCUCUGAGUACACUUUUAAGUAUCCAAAACCCCCAAAAAAAUAACGAAAUUACCAAUAAUAUUAUUAAUCUUCUCAACAAUACUAAUAAACUUAUAACACUAACAUGGAUUCCUAGCCACACCGGAAUUGAAGGUAACGAAAGAGCAGACAUGAUGGCAAAACAAGCAACCAGUGAUCAAACCAUCGAAAUAUUGAACUUGCUUUCUAAAAAUGAUCUUAAAAGAGAAGCCAAAAAUAUCAUAUCAAACUUAUGGCGUAAGGAAUGGCAUUUUCUGACGGACAACAAAUUAAGAGAGAUUAAACCCACCACCGAUAGAUGGAUUAACCCAUCAAACAUAACUAGACAACAAGAAGUAAUUCUAACCCGCUUAAGGAUUGGACACUCCUGGCAUACCCACAAACACCUCAUGGACAAAACAGACUCAGAACCAUGCAUCACCUGCGGAUCCAAUAUCUCCAACAAACAUCUACUUUUAGAAUGCCGCCAAUUUAAUGAAGAAAGAAUUAAACACAACAUUCCAAGUAGCAUUGCCGUAUGUCCCAACAAUGAACCUCAAAAUAUCAACAGUACACUAAGUUUUAUAAGAGACACCAAUUUAUACAAAACCAUUUAA